UCCCACCGAUGCAUCCACCCAGCGCCUAGGCUCGAGAUGGGUGCUCAGCAGCAAGGACAGGACACCGCCUUCCCCUACGCUGCUGCGCUUCUUCUUUUCCCUCCCUCUCGCGCUUGAGUGGCACAUCCUUUCUCCAAUCGUGUUUUCCCUGGCCGCCUUGGAUUGGCCGGCGAGGGUGAUCUGGAGGCGAGGGUGAUCACUUGGGCGCGAGGGAGAAGGUAAGAUGGCGGCGGCGACGACGACGACGACUGAGAUGUUGGCAUGAACAAAAUUCGCAUCCACGUUUUGCCUUCAAGUCGGGGACGACUCACCCCCGUGCCAAGGCCACAAGAGGCCUUGUCCUGUGCCUCUGCUCAUCGCCCAUGCUCCCAGCCUCGUUUGGAGGGACACGAGUUCUGUAUUAAACACAUUCUUGAAGACAGGAAUGCACCCUUCAAGCAGUGCAGCUACGUUUCCACUAAGAAUGGGAAGAGAUGCCCCAAUGCAGCUCCCAAGCCUGAGAAGAAGGAUGGCGUAUCAUUCUGUGCUGAACAUGCUCGCAGAAAUGCCCUGGCAAUACAAGCUCAGAUGAAGAAGUCCAAUCCUAGUCCUGUACGAGAGUCCCUCCUCUGUCAGCUGAGCUCCUAUGCCAAGCCCGAGCUGGGGUCCCAAUCUGCAGAGAGCAGCCGCAGUGAGGCUAGCAGGAUCCUGGAUGAAGACAGUUGGAGUGAUGGAGAACAAGAGCCCCUUACUGUGGAUCAGACAUGGAGAGGUGAUCCUGACAGUGAAGCAGACAGCAUAGACAGUGACCAGGAGGAUCCCCUGAAACAUGCUGGUGUGUACACUGCUGAGGAAGUGGCAUUGAUCAUGAGAGAGAAGUUGAUCAGGUUGCAGUCUUUGUAUAUCGAUCAGUUCAAACGGCUUCAACACCUCCUGAAAGAGAAGAAACGCAGGUACCUGCACAGCCGCAAGGUGGAACAUGAAGCCAUAGGUAGCAGCCUCCUGACAGGCCCAGAGGGACUUCUGACUAAAGAACGUGAGAACCUGAAGCGGCUGAAGUACUUGAAGCGGUAUCGACAGCGCUAUGGUGUGGAGGCUCUUCUGCACCGGCAGCUGAAGGAACGCAGAAUGCUAGCCACUGAGGGUGCUGCCCAGCAGGCACACACCACUCGUUCCAGCCAGAGAUGUUUGGCCUUUGUGGAUGAUGUUCGCUGUUCCAAUCAAUCUCUCCCAAUGACAAGACAUUGCCUUACUCAUAUUUGCCAGGACACCAAUCAGCUUCUCUUUAAGCUGUGCCAAGGGUCAGAAGAAGCACCCUGCAGCAAGCCAGUGCCUGUAAGCCUUUCUGAAGAUCCCUGCUGUCCACUCCAUUUCCAGCUACCACCUCAGAUGUACGUUCCUGAACAGGUACUGUCUGUUCCCGAUGAGCUGGAAGCUGCUUCUAUGGAUCUGUACUUGAGCGCAGCUGAACUCCGGCCUACAGAGAGCUUGCCACUGGAGUUCAGUGAUGACUUGGAUGUUGUUGGAGAUGGCAUGCAGUGCCCCCCUUCUCCCCUCCUCUCUGAUCCUACUGCUGUUCUUGAGAACCAGUUGAAUAAAACUGUUGCUGAAGCCCCCAUAAACAUGCAUUCAAAUGAAGAGUCUUCUCAGCAAGGUCUUCUGAACCAGGCAGUCCAGCCAGGCAGAGGAGGCUUUUCCAGGCAAGCUGCAUCUCCUGUCGCGGAGUCUCAGCCAGAGCUACCAUUGCAGCAUAAACAUCAUCUUGUGACAAGUUGGUCUGGACCAGAGGAGAGCAAAAAGGAAGAACCUGCAACCAAUGGGAAUUCAGAACCAGCUCCCAACAGCUGAUAGAACUCUCAAACAGAUGGGGGAUCCACCUGCAUGACGAAGCAUCUGCUGUUUUUUGGACUCCUCUUGGCUGUAUUCCUCAAUCUCCCUAUUACAUCUUUGCAGAUUAGUAAAAGGCCAUGUGACAGACAAGUUUUGAAUGCUUUUCCAUUGGCCUUCUUCAGAUCUUGCUCAGUUACGGUUGCCUUUUACACUUAAAAAAAAAACAGUAUCUGAUAAUAUAAUAUGGAGAAAGCAUGGACAAGUUGCUCGGUUUUUAAUACAAACACUAGGAGGCAGUGCCUAGUUUUAUUCUUAGUCACAGUAAUAAGCUCAGAUAAGAGGAAAUGGCUUGGAAUAUUUCCCGUACCUGGAUUAUUGGGAGAGUGUGUUCAAAUACUGGUCUUGUCUAUACUAAAGGAGGGGCCUUCUGUUAGCUGAAUUGUACAGUAGCACAUUCAUGCUUGAUCAUGCCAAGGCUGCUACAUGUUUGUCCUGUUUUUUCUUUCUCUCUGGCACUGAUGUCUGUAAACGGGCUCCUACCUGUAGCUUUAACUUGUAUACAAAUCCCAUCUAGUAUUAAAAAAAUAGACACUGGAUAAAAGCUUUAUAGUAUCCUAUCCUGUAUGACUUUACACUGUCCCCCUACACUGUCAAAAGAAAAUAAACUAAAGAACCAAUGUAAAAAAUUGUUUAGUCACAAGGUUAAGUAGACGGGGGGGGAGGGGAGGAAACAGAAUUUUCCCUUUGGAUUCAUGCUUUCAAGUAACAGGAACAGAGAAGUAUCGUUUUUUUAUUCACAAUUGGUAAAGUGACACCAUUGCUUCAGAAUACAAUAGAAACUAAACAUUCCUUUCCCUGAUGCCUUUGUACUGGAGGAGAUACAAGUACAAAGCAAGAUGUUUUUUCGGAGAUGAAGUGCAACUUCUUGGAACAGUUCUUUGUUUUUUGUUGAAAUAUGCUGCAUGACAGGGAUAAUUUGAGGUGAGCUGUAUGCAGUCAUACAGCUAUUAACUGGCUUUUUGGGCAGAUGUAGACUUGUGUGUGUCCCCAUGUGACAUGAGAACAGAUUGCUCAGAGCAUUGGAAGUAGGGUGUGUGUUUAACCACUAUCAUAAAUGACUUCUUUCAGGUUGUGCAUUGCAGUACAGAGCAUGUGCUCUCAUGCUGCCCAUGCCCAGCAGCAUCCAGCAGAAAUGCACAAGUUCAUGUUUCACCCCUUCCAAAGGCACUCAGUAUUGUUGGUAGCAGACCUUUAGUUUGGGGAGAAAGGUACUAAUGGAAGUUCAACAAAACCCAUAUUUAGUGGGUAUUAUAUUUUAAUAUUAUCUUAUGUCUGAUAAAUGCAAAUGCAACAAUAAAUAAAAAAUGCACACACUUA
Molecule: messenger RNA, 3186 nt
Organism: Hemicordylus capensis (graceful crag lizard)
Lineage: Eukaryota; Metazoa; Chordata; Lepidosauria; Squamata; Cordylidae
Gene: KANSL2
Product: KAT8 regulatory NSL complex subunit 2
Exons: 10
Coding region: 262-1827 (521 amino acids)
Cellular component (GO): NSL complex
Source: RefSeq, a predicted model, not a curated record